AUGUCGCGCCAAACGGCCUCCAUCCUGGCCAGCCAUCACGCCCACGCGGGCGCCGACAAGCCUCGAUUAGGGCAAACGGGUCACGCGACGGUGUUCCACGAGAUGCUGGCCUCCAACCUGCCACCAGAAGAGCUGGCCCACAAGCGCAUGCAGCACGAAUCCGAAUCCCUGAUCGGGGCAGGCCUUGAGACGACUGCCUGGACUUUGACUCUAGGGAGCUUCUACACGCUCAAUGAUCCCCAGAUCCACGCCCGCCUACGGACCGAGUUGCAGACCGCGAUCCCUGAUGCCGAGCAGAUCCCUUCGUGGGCGACAUUAGAAACUUUACCUUAUCUAACGGCAGUCGUCCGAGAAACCCUAAGAAUGAGCAUGGGCGUGAUCGAACGCCUCGUCCGUAUCAACCGAAACCCUUCCCAGCCUUGGAUUUACAAUAACACCCAAAUCCCGGUUGACGUCCCGGUCAGUAUGGACCAGUACCACAUGUUGAUGAACGAGCGCGUCUUUCCCGACCCGACCACUUUCCGGCCUGAGCGCUGGCUCGAUGAUCCUCGCGGGCCUGACGGGAUCCAUCCACUCACCCACUACCUGACGGUGUUCGGGCGUGGCACCCGGAUGUGUUUGGGUCUGAAUUUGGCGUAUUCCGAGCUGUACAUCGGCUUCGCGACGCUGGUCCGGCGCCAUCAUCUAAAAUUGGUGGAGACGACUGUCCGCGACGUGGCAUUUUACGCUGAGAAUACCAUCCUGUCGCCAUGGCCUGGGACGAAAGGGGUGCGGGUUCUGGUGGAGAGUUAUUCGGACUAA
Molecule: messenger RNA, 801 nt
Organism: Penicillium atrosanguineum
Lineage: Eukaryota; Fungi; Ascomycota; Eurotiomycetes; Eurotiales; Aspergillaceae
Product: cytochrome P450
Exons: 2
Coding region: 1-801 (266 amino acids)
Molecular function (GO): monooxygenase activity; iron ion binding; heme binding
Source: RefSeq, a predicted model, not a curated record